Messenger RNA from Laccaria bicolor S238N-H82, 237 nucleotides. RefSeq lists its product as uncharacterized. Gene Ontology annotation, biological process: mRNA splicing, via spliceosome; spliceosomal snRNP assembly. NCBI's taxonomy places the organism in Eukaryota, Fungi, Basidiomycota, Agaricomycetes, Agaricales, Hydnangiaceae. The record is from RefSeq and is a predicted model, not a curated record. The coding region runs from base 1 to 237 and encodes 78 amino acids. Gene Ontology annotation, molecular function: RNA binding. Gene Ontology annotation, cellular component: catalytic step 2 spliceosome; P granule; U1 snRNP. The transcript has 3 exons.
AUGUCAAAAGCGUCGCAACCAGAGCUUAAAAAGUUCAUGGACAAGAAAUUGUUCGUUCAUCUGCAGGGGGGCCGCAAAGUCAGUGGCACACUGCGUGGCUAUGAUCUUUUCCUGAACCUCGUUAUCGAUGAUGCGAUCGAGGAGACGACGCCAGCACAGAAGCAUCCAAUUGGCACAGUUGUAAUUCGUGGAAAUAGUGUAACAUCAAUGGAAACAUUGGAGGCAACAAGAUCGUAG